GCCCUUUAUCUCUCUCACUCAUUAACUUCUCAGCUCUUUACUCUUCCCGUCUCCCGGUUUACCCUAUCACUUCAUCUCCCCCCACAUACUGACUCCCUACCUUCCUUUCCAGUCCUGAAGAAGGGUGUGGGUCUGAAACGCCUACUGUUCUCUCCUCUCCAUAGUUGCUUUCUGCCCCCCUGAGUUCCUCCAGGUGUUGCUUUGGAUUUCCGCGUCUGCAGAUUUUUUAUCCUGUUUAAACCAAUGCGCAUGCGUGGGCGGCACAGCCCGUCGUGAACAUUGCGCAUGCGCUCAGCAGACGCGAGGCUCUCGGGGAUCGGACGCAGGUUUGAAAUGGCAGAACACUUGUGCAUGGGCUGUCUAUUUACGGAUAUAUAAGGAUUGGCCAAAUAUUUUCUUUGCAAGACGGACACAUCUAUUGUCAAUCCUUGGAGAUGAAGAAUUAUCUCAUCCCAGCUGGAAAUGUGUUUUGUGUCUGAAAUGAAGUUUUCUGUUGUAACUCAGUGUUAUCCACAGGAACCGGGGUGCUGAGAACACACCAGCAUUUGCUCACUGGAGAUCAGUUCUUCAACCCAUUGAUUGUAGAAGGGAUUCAAACAUCUGACUGUCUGAAUUGCCAGAUGAUUGAUCGCAGUGAGAUAUCGUUCUCCUUCUCUCAGUGUGGGAAGGGAUUCACUCACAGCCCACCCGCAGACACGCCAGUGAGUUCACAGUGGGGAGAGGCCAUUCACCUGCUCUGUGUGUGGGAGGGGAUUCACUCACAGCCUACCCACAGACACGCCAGUGAGUUCACAGUGGGGAGAGGCCAUUCACCUGCUCUGUGUGAGGGAGGGGAUUCACUCACAGCCUACCCACAGACACGCCAGUGAGUUCACAGUGGGGAGAGGCCAUUCACCUGCUCUGUGUGAGGGAGGGGAACUACUCAGUCAACCAGCCUGAAGAUACAUCAGCAAGUUCACACCACAGUGAGAUGCUCCACCUGUUCUGACAGCAGGAAGCAAUUCAUUCUGUCGUCGGUGCUAAAUAUACAUCUGAAAAUUCCCCAGUGAGAAGACAGUAACCUGUUUACAUGGUGGGAAGGUAUUCACACACUAAACCAUGCCACAGUGACACCAGCAAGUUCAUAACGGGGAGAGGCCAAUCACCUGCUCUGUGUGCGAAAGGAUUCACUGAAUCAUCUCAACUGAAUGAACACCAGUGAGUUCACACUGAAAAGAUGUUGUUCACCUGCUUAGACUGUGGGAAGGGAUUCACUCGUUCAUCCACACUACAGAGACACCAGCGAGUUCACACCGGGGAGAGGCCAUUCACUUGCUCUGAAUGUGGGAAGGGAUUCAGUGACUCAUCUAAACUUGUGAGACACUACCGAGUUCACACUGGGGAGAGGCCGUUCACUUGCUCUGAAUGUGGGAAAGGAUUUGCUCGGUCAUCUCAACUGACUGAACAUCAGCGAGUUCACACUGGGGAGAAACCGGUCAGCUGCUUUCAAUGUGGCAAGGGGUUCACCCAGUCAUCUCAUCUGAAAGUACAUCAGCGAAUUCACACUGGGGAGAAACCGUUCAGCUGCACUGAAUGUGGGAAGGGAUUCACUGACUCAUCCCACCUUGUGAAGCACUGCCGAAUUCACACUGGGGAGAAACCGUUCAGCUGCACUGAAUGUGGGAAGGGAUUCGCUGAUUCAUACUCUCUUGUGAAGCACUGCCGUAUUCACACUGGGGAGAAACCGUUCAGCUGCUCUGAAUGUGGGAAGGGAUUCGCUGAUUCAUACUCCCUUGUGAAGCACUGCCGAAUUCACACUGGGGAGAAGCCAUUCACAUGCUCUGAAUGUGGGAAGGGAUUCACUGACUCAUCCCACCUUGUGAAGCACUGCCGAAUUCACACUGGGGAGAAGCCGUUCACGUGCUGUGAAUGUGGGAAGGGGUUCACUGCAUCAUCCAACCUGGUGAGGCAUAGCCGAAUUCACACUGGGGAGAAACCGUUCACCUGCUCAGAUUGUGGAAAGGGAUUCACUCGGUCAUCAGGCUUGAAAGUCCAUCAGCGAGUUCACACUGGGCGAUGCCAGUCACCUGUUCUGAUUGUGGGAAUGAAUUCGCUCAGACAUCUCAACUGACUGAACAUCAACUGCUCAGAGUGUGGGAAGGCAUUCACACAGUUAUCCACACUGCAGAGACAGUGGUGGGUUCACACUGUGGGGAGGGUGGUCACCUGCUCAGACUGUGGGAAGGCAUUCACACACUGAUCCACACUGCAGAGACAGUGGUGGGUUCACAAUGUGGUGAGGGUAUUCACCUGCUCAGACUGUGGGAAGGCAUUCACACACUGAUCCACACUGCAGAGACAGUGGUGGGUUCACACUGUGGUGAGGGUGGUCACCUGCUCUGACUGGGAUGGGUUUCAAUCAGUCAUUCAUCCUUGUGUCCCCGUACCGAGCUUUGACCCAACGUGAAUUGGAGAGAUCAGAAGCUUGAGAGGACGCAAUUCACUCAGGUUCACCAAUGGUGUAUUAAAGGCAGUGGUUCAGGGCAGGUUAUUUUUGAGCUUUCAACAGUGGCCACUCCACAGUCAGGAUGGAUUAUCAAGGAAACCUUUAUUAGCAGGAGCAAGUGGAGCGGUCACUGAUGGAGUGGACAGAGUUGGAGCGGAGACUUUGAGGCUUUAAUUCUUUAAUUCAGUGGGGAGAGCAGUCAGUCAGAGAAGGCAAAAUCAUGAUGGAGGUAGAAUUAUUUUUGCCCCUUUACAUUUUCUUAGUUGAAACAGUGGAGAUGACAGGCAGGGUGCUGGAAAGCUGCUUUGUGGGAUGUGGGAAGGCCGGGGACCCUCCUGUGUCCCUGAUAACUACACCUGUGAGAAGGGCAUCCAGCUUCAGCUCCGAACAAUCCACAUUACGGAGUUGCAGCUGGAACUGGAUGAACUCCAGAUCAUUCAGGAGGCUGAAGGGGUGAUAGGUAGGACAUUUGAGAGGUAUUUGCACCCAAGGUGCACGGCACAGGGAACUGGGUGACAGUGAGGAAGAAACUAGACUCUCUGUUUCCCCCUGUGCCCAUCCCUCUGAACAACACAGGUAUCACUUUAGGUACAGUCGGGGAUGGUGGGAUGACCUGGCAAAGAAAAGUCACAGCAAUAGGGUCUCUGGCACUGAGCAUGGCUCUGAGACUGAGAAGGGAAGGGAGGAGAAGAGGCGAGCUGUGUUGAUACGUGGCUUGUUAGCUCAGUGAACUGACAGGAUGUACUGUAGGUGAGAAUGAAAUUCCAGGAUGGUGUGUUCCCUCCUGCAUGCUGGCAUCUGGGUCAUCUCAGGUUGAGUGCUCAGCAUUCCUCAGGAGGGUGGACAGUGAAGGUCGUGGUCCAUGUGGGUAACAAUGAUAUGGUCUGGUAGAGUAACGAGGUUCUGUAAAGGGAGUUGAGGGAGUGAGUUGCUAAUUGAAAGGGCAGCUCCUCCAGGCCAGUGAUUUCAGGAUUUCAGUGUGAUGUGGCAGGGAUCAGAAGAUUAUACAGUUUAACACGUUGCUAAAGAGUUGGUUCAGGAGGGAGGGGAUAAGAUUUUUGGAUCAUUUGAGCUUGUGAGGAUUGCUGUGUACAGAGGAGUGUGAGUGUGUAGGUAGGGACAGCACAUCACUAACGGAAUGUGACUGGGCACACAGGUCUCUCUGUCUCUCACAAACACAUCAGUGGAGUGGGAGGGAGGGGAGUGAGAAGGGGAAGGGGAAUGAGGAGGAUGGAGUUAGGACUCCUUCACAAAGUCUCACACUCACCCAACCCUCCCCCUCUGGAAUUGGUCCCAUUCCCUCCCCCAGGCUGGGGGUGAGCAUUGAGUUACCUUGCCAACAAGAAAAGGAAUUGUUCGAUAACUUCUGCUUAACACGUUUUGAUAACGAAUUUACGUUGAACUUGAACAUUGAAAUGUACUGUUGGUAAAACAUGUACUGAUGGGAAAUGGUCUCAGUGAAGGUCCGAGAGUGGAAAACGAACCGGUGUUCAGCCCCACUGCUCCGUGCCAGACAAGAGCCCCUAAAUGAGUCUGUCCGAAUGUCUUUUAUUUCCCUUCUCAACCCCAUUCCCUGCCCUCUCCCCAUGACCUUUGAUGCCUUUACUAAUCAAGCACCGAUCAACCUCUGCUUUAAAUAAUGACUUGGCAUCUGUGCCGUCACUGGCAAAAAAUUCCACAGGCCCCUCAUCUACUUAAAUGCAUGCUGUCUGGUAUCGGGUAUUUUGACCCGAAUAUUUAAAAUGGCAGCUAUCUACUCUAUCUAUAUCUCUUUUAAUCUUAUCAAGCCGUAUCAGGUCACCCUGAGCCUCCUCCACGUCAGA
Messenger RNA from Hypanus sabinus (Atlantic stingray), 4308 nucleotides. RefSeq names its product gastrula zinc finger protein XlCGF8.2DB-like. NCBI's taxonomy places the organism in Eukaryota, Metazoa, Chordata, Chondrichthyes, Myliobatiformes, Dasyatidae. Gene Ontology annotation, molecular function: RNA polymerase II cis-regulatory region sequence-specific DNA binding; DNA-binding transcription activator activity, RNA polymerase II-specific. Bases 1217 to 2110 code for a protein of 297 amino acids. The transcript has 2 exons. Gene Ontology annotation, biological process: regulation of transcription by RNA polymerase II. Gene Ontology annotation, cellular component: nucleus. The record is from RefSeq and is a predicted model, not a curated record.